AUGAAGAAAGAGGAGCUGCAAUAUACUCUUCGUCUAUUAGAUAAUCUGACAGUGGAAUUGUUUGAGGAACUCGUUGAAGCAUUGUAUACAGAAGAUUCUAAACCAACAACAAAAUUAUCUGAAAGAGUUAUUGAAUUUUUUAGAAAUAAUUUAAAAUCAAAUCCAGUCACAACAUCAUUGAUUCUAAAUCACAUACAAACUACCACAGACGAUGACAAAAAUGUUGGUGCAAUUCAGAAACUCUACUUAGAGGCUCUGAAUAAUGAACUAGGAAAUAACUGUCCUGAUAAAGUUAUAACAAUAUUGUCAUUAGCGAAGUGGCAUGAAAACUUUUUACCUCAGUUGAUAAACGAAGUGCUAAAACACUUUUCUAACGAUGUAUUCAGACAAUGUAAGAAACAAGUAUUGAUUAGUCUUGUCGCUCUUCGGAGACCAGAACUCGUCAAUAUUGUAUCAGAUUUGAUGCAUCGGAAUGAACCCCAAAAAAAUUUUAAGCUGACAGCUGAAUAUAUGAUUGAGUUGUGCUAUCAAGAGAAAACACACUGGCUGUUAAAAGCUGCUCAAGUUUAUAAACAACAACUGCAUGAUAUGAAGAAUGUUACCUUCGAGAUAAAUAAUUUUACUAAGCAAAUACUCAUUAUGGUGCUUAUUGAUCUCACGAAUUGCCCUGAGACCUACGACCUCCCGUCAUUGGUCAACCAACUUACUAAUAUAUUCUCUAUUCUGGAUACCUACACGACAACUGAUCGUGAACUCAUGUUUUAUUUAACAGAGAUUAAGAGAGAAUUAACCAUUAUCAAAUUCUGUCUUGAAAAUAAUUGUAAGAUAAUGAGCACUUCAAUAUUCAGCCAGGUUUUGGGGAAAAGCGCCCUAACUGUGAUAUCGCAAGUCUGCAGGCUGUCGAAGGUAGAUAGAUAUAAAGUAUCAAAGCUUUUAAAUACAAACAAUGAAUUCAUAUCCGAAUUGAUAUCAUUGAAUCACAAAGGCGGAUUUAAUAAAAAUAUACAAAUAUCGAAUUGGGAUAUUUCAACUUAUAAUAGUUACUGUGCUAUAACGAAGGUAAUAGAAACUAUAUUGCAGUCGUCUGAAAAUGUGGACAAUACGCAGGAGAUGGGCACAUCUUUGGAUGACAUCAAACGGCUCGUCUUAUCAAUCCAGCCCAUACAAUUUUGCGUUGAAAUCAUAGAAACUAUAUUCGCUUGUUUGUUCCUGAGAUACGAAUAUUUCUCUUGCUACGAACACAAUCAGGACUUCCCAUGCGGGACUCAUUCUGAAUGUUCCUAUUUUUAUUCCAAAAAGCAAAAUAAAAGUCCAAAAACCACCAACAGUUCUGACACGGGGUUCAUUUGUAAUGCGUUUACCACACAAAUUAUAUUGAACACACUCAAACAGUGCCUUGAAAGUUUGGAUGAGAGGUGGGAUGUAAAAAAAAUUGACAACGCCUCGUCUGUUUAUUCACGAUACAAACGCUUGAUAGAUGUAGUUAAUCAUUCAAUAUGGAAGAUGCAAUUGGUCUCAACUCUCAGUCCGGAUACCAGUCCACUUCAGCUGAAAUUGUGUCUGGAUUACGUAGAAGUUGACAAUAGUAGUGAAGAUGACGACUUACAAGUUGAACAGAAGAUAUCUAGGAGAAAACCAAAAAUGAGGAGAAGACAUACAAAUCCAAGAUCUGAAAACGGUCAAAUUAUGCUGUCAUCUACUAUUUCGGCUUCUGAAGAUGCUUACACGUCGAAGAAGAACACGAUAGACUUCAUAUCUAUUAUGCUUGCCAAGCCCAAUUGUCUCGUCGCAUUGGCCCUGUACCAAAACGAUUUCUCCAAAGCCAACCAAAUUUUAGAGAUGUUUGAUUUGUCUGAUUCGGAGAUUGCAACGGAAGUUACGUUUACCGAGCAGCUGAGACAUUUAAUAGCUAAGAUCAAAAAUAUUAUAUGCUAUAGAGAUUGCUCGCGAUAUCCAACAAAGGAAUUGUCAGCUUUAUCAGUAGUAUCUACGGAGGUGAUGGGUUUGGUUGAAGGUUUCUUGGCUUCUAAUAGACCACCAAAUUCUUUUGACAUCAUUGAGCUUGGUGCUCGCCAUCCACAUUUGCAGCUGUACAGCCAUCAAAACGCUCCCUUUAUAAACGCCGUCGACAUUCUUUUGAGCAGUGGCUUAAAUAGAGAAAUUACCUACGGUCUAAUCAAUGUGGUGGAAAGAAAGCUUGCGGAGGUCAAACGUAAUACAGAUGUCACGGCCGUUAAGAAAAGCAAUUAUAUAAAAUUUGUAGAAGACAUAACAAGUGUAACAUUUGAAAUUUUCGGUAAUACAGAUAAAUCUUUUGAUUUCAUAGACAAUGUUUGCGAAUUAAUAACAGAUUGCAGAGUACCUAUUAAACACAAAGAGUUCUGUAAGCUGAAUCAGUUAUCCAAAGAAUUGAAACAGUGCUGUUUAGAUUUGUCGGAUAUUGUUUGUCCUAAAGAAUCCAAGAAAUUAGAUGAAAACUUUCUACAAAAAUAUCACCAAAUCUAUAUGAAUGUUGUUGCGGCGUCUGAUAAAGAUUUGUAUAAUAUUGGAGACUUAUGUCAAAAUGGAAACAAGAAAGCAAGAGUGCAUUAUUUAAGGAAAUGUUAUAUGUACACAAAAUCCAUUUUUCAACUAGAACAAGAUGAUCGAGUUGGCGAGGCAGCUACUGAUGCACCAUAUUUUACGAUUUUAGAACGACAGUUACAUGACAUAUUUGGGAGUAUGAUAAAUAGUAAGGAAAUACCGAUAACGUUUUUGGAGCCGAUAUGUAAAAAGUUAAAUGUGAAUUUAAUUCCUAAAUUGAUUCUUAAUUUUUGUCCAUCAAUAACAUUGGCGGGCUCCUUGAAGGAAGCUACAGAAGAAAACUUUAAUAAUCUCCUUCAUGUAGUGUACGAUUUCAUGAAUCCAGAAGAGAAGUUAUUUGUUGAACCGACAGCAAAUUUCGCUCCUCUACCAAGAACUCCAGAUCCGCAAUGUCUUACUUACGUCGUCUUACAUAAUUGGGUGUUGGCGCAUAUCAUAAGAAAAAUUCAUUCUACGUCAAAUGAAAGCACUGCACAGAAUAGUAUGGACGCUCGUACCAAACACCUGAAUAAAUACAUGGAUUUAGAGAGAUUCGAUUGCACCAAGGUUUUGUUCGGUAGAAACAAAUGUCUUGCCUCUUUGCACAGUACCAUUGAUUUGGACAAGUUAUUUUUAUUCCUUCCAAAAAUGUUAGAAGCUGGAAAAAUAUGGCAGUGUCUGAAAAUUAUUGAUGCAUUAUCAGAAAGACAAGUGAAAUGCAGCGCGAAUUUGAUAAACUUGCGUGAUUUGAUGUUGUGUAAAAUUUCUACAAAUUCUAAAGUGCAGCAAAAUUGGAAGUAUUGUCAGUAUCUAAAAUGUCCAGAACUUAAAUUAGACUUAAUAUUAAACAACUUAUCGUGUUGGAAUGCUGAAGGAGCUAUGGAAGUUAUUGAUUAUCUACGAUUUAUAUUGGACCAAACAGCAAUCGAAGAAGGCCUUUAUGACAAAUGUACCGACUGGCUGAUAAAAAUACCUCUUUAUGAACAGAUUGCAUCCAUAAUGGGAUCUCACCAUUGGUAUACGAUUUAUGAGAAAUCGUUGGAAAACCCCGAAGCUAUUAUCGAAGUCCUGAUGGAUAGCCAACAGUUCAAAUUAUGUUUGGAAUGGGCAGAUGUACACGAUGUUUCAGAUUAUAUGAAGAACUUAAUAGUUGUCCAUCUCAUUCGACAAUUAUUUGAAUACACUAACCAAGCGACACCAUCAUAUGUUCGUGAACUAAUCGAAAGGCUACCAACAACACAAGCUAUAGAGUUAGUCGUAGAAGAAAUAACUAAAAUAAGAAACAUUGAAAUUCUUGAAGUCUGCUACGACUUUUUAAACGAACACAAAACGACCUGGAGAUGUUUCGAAAAUAUACGAGUAGGUUUUCAAGUGAUUCGUGAAAUAGAACCUAACACGCGACAUCUUUUUUGGGAUCUGUUAGAAAAACCUCUACUAAUGAUUGAACAACUCCUGAUGAACGCUAAAUUGGAGUUACUGACUGUAAUCAUAAACAAAAUAUCGCCAACCCUGCGAAGGAAUGAUUCCACUGGGGAUAAUUUAUAUUAUAAUAUAAAAUCUAUAGAAUCAGUCUUGAUAUCGCAGAACGCUGUUGAUGCAUUGCUACGUUAUUACGCAGAAAAAGCAUUAGACAUGAGAAAUCCUAGAAAUAGAUGUUCAUCACCACCAAAACCGUGGGACGACUCGUUGUUGGAAUCGAUAGACUCGAUUAAUAUCGAAUCUGCAUCGAAACCGUUCGUGAUGCCAGAGCACGUCCCUAAUAAGAAACAGUGGGUGGAAGAUUAUUCCACGGAUCGCUGUAUGAUGUGUAAAAUAUCGAUAUUUUCAAUGAUCAUACGUAGACAUCACUGUCGUCGUUGCGGCCGGCUGGUUUGUCACGGGUGCUCUAGAAAUAGAAUGCAGGUACCAACGUAUCCCAGUGGUGUAAAAUUACGUGUCUGCGACGAUUGUUACACUCAAACUAUGAACAAACGGUCCGAGUCUAAUCAGGAUAUGAUGCUAAGCAGUAAUUCUGAUACAGCGGGCAGUGGGACCACUUGUUUGGAUUGGUGCUUAUCCAUAGACGCCGCCAAAAACGAGGCCGUCAGAGCCGAAUUCAGUUACGAGUUCACACCGAACGUUACACUUUGCUUAUCAAUUAUGAAGAUGCACACCAUCAAUUUGGACUAUCCCAGGUUUUUACUAGAUCGUAGUGACGAGGCCGCUCGUUCUCUGUCCCGCGGUGAUUCCAGACUAUUAGUUCGCGCACGGCGGUCUUUAUUAUUGGCAGCUGCUGAGUUAUACUCUAGAACUACUGGAGACAGGAGCGGCGGUGUGUGCGAGGCGGGCGCGUGUCAUGCAGCUCGUUGUUUGGCUCACGCGGACGCCAUGGCGGCGCUAGUGUCGCAACAAGCUCACCACCUCGUUACAAAUAACGCGGCACAUCCUAGUCAAAUAGUUCGCUCGCUUCUCGAGUCAGAGAAAUGGGAAUUGGCGUUAGAAAUAGCGACGAAAUCUGGUAUACCAAGGACAAGUGUGCUAGCAGCCUGGGGCAAAGCCUGUUUGAAGGCGGGAUGCUUUAAAGAGGCUCGCAGAAAAUUUGCCCUCUGUUUUAAGAACGCUCCAAAUGUGUGUGUUGAUGUUACUGAAGAGUUAGAAUAUGGGAAAGAGGCGUCAGAAAAUCUUAUUAACAGAAGGGUUCAAAGUAUGAGAAUAUCUGAAAGAUCCAAUUCAAUGUCCAGUACUCAGUCUGAAUAUAGGUGUCGCAGUAACCCACUGCUGAACGAAAUAAUAUCUAUGUUAGAGGAUAUGAACUACCCAGUCAAUCAACAGCUGUUGGAUAAGGCGGAAAAUAUUAAAACGACCAACGAAAAGUUAUCCAACAUGAAUACUAGGAAGAAGAAAAUACCACUCACAGAACCGGCAUUGAAUAUAAUGCAUACUUUAGCGAGUGUCAAGAAAAUUAAACAAGGAGACUACAGCGAUUUCCAAACAGCCACAGUCCAACCAAAAAAAUCAUUGGCCCAAGGACUUUUACGAAGAAAUAACAAUCCAGAGCCAAAAGUCGACUACCAAAACAAGAAACUUGAUCCAUUCUUCUACAAAGAGUGCGUAUAUUACCUUAGCAGCUACGGCUCGUUCGUCGAUAAUAUUAUGUUUUAUAUGAAACAUAGUAAUAUGAGCGAAGUUAUUCGCUACUGUUACGACAAUUCAGUUGAUAAAGAAACCUUCACUGAAUCCGUGUAUAUGAAUUGUUUGAAGAAGAACAAGGUCGAUGAACUCGUUAAAUCUAUGAAGGAAAUGGACAGCAGUUUCAAUAUGUGGUCGGAGUAUAUAAUGCACAUCUGCCGUACGUUGGAGAUGUCAAAACGUCUAGAAGCCUUAUACGCACUGCAGUGUGGCACGGGUCAACACGCUCGAGCGUCUGCCUCAUGCGCACUACUAUACUCCCGGCCACUACCAGCCGGCAAAGACCCCUUCAGUGAACUAGUGACCCGUCAGCAUCACCUCACGGCGGCCAUGCAUCAUUUGAACCAGUGCAUUCCCGUUAACAAAGUGAAUGAUCAGAAAUCUAUUCAUUUCCAUCUCGACAAAGCUACGAUAGACAAUUUAAUGAGCACGAUAUCCCGACAACUAGAGGUCGCUAAGUAUCUAGCGUCUUGCGAGGCCAGUGGAAGUUUGAAUAGUAAAGUUAUAAAUGCCGUGAUACCACUCCAGAAUGUUCGAAAAAAUGAUUCUGAUCUAAGACCUUUGACUCUAUUCGGUUCGAAUACAGAUAAAAUAAGGAUUGUUGCUAUCGUGCUCGUUUCAGGUCAGACCGUGGAGGUUGGAUUCGAUUUAGCUUUUAAAAUAAUCUGCGAACACAAAUUAGACUCGAUGAACAUAUAUACGCAUGUCGCCAAGUAUUUAGUGAAUUCUGAUAGGUUCAUGGAAGUGAAGAAUUUGGCAAAAUGUAUACGGACCUCUAAGGAGACGGCUGCAAGCCUGAUGAGUGACCAAGUAUUGGAGGCUGGUACGACAGCUGUGGUCGGUAGAUGUGAAGCUCGAGGGCAGUUACACGACGAACAAGCUGAGUUGCUAAUAGCUGAUAUCAAUAGUGUCGCUAUCAAGAUAUCGUGCUAUUUGGUGUGUCGCAACGUCAGCAGUGCGUACAUAUUAGCAGCUAGACACGACAGAAUUAACGAUUUGCGAAAAGUAUUGCAAGAAGCAGAAAGAUUAUGUAACGAACAAGUCAGGAACGCUUGUCUCAAACGACUUACAUCCAAGAAUAUUCUCACUUAG
This is a messenger RNA of Danaus chrysippus (African queen), 6822 nucleotides long. The record is from the annotation of a GenBank genome assembly. NCBI's taxonomy places the organism in Eukaryota, Metazoa, Arthropoda, Insecta, Lepidoptera, Nymphalidae.